Molecule: messenger RNA, 4456 nt
Organism: Microbotryum saponariae
Lineage: Eukaryota; Fungi; Basidiomycota; Microbotryomycetes; Microbotryales; Microbotryaceae
Source: the annotation of a GenBank genome assembly
AUGGCUGACGUAGCUCUAGCGCUCAAGACACCAAAGUGAGUUCUCCACCCACGCUUUCAGCCGCGGUCCCAGUCGCAUGCCAAGUGCGUGCGUAGGAUGGGCGAACACGAGCCGUCGUUAUCGCCUUGAGACCCACCCCCACUGACGUUGCUGCUGCUGCUGCUGCUGCUGCCGGCUCGUUCUCACCUGGGCAGGCAGUCUCGCCCUGGCUCGCCUGGGGGGGCGGCUUCACCGUCGAUCAACAACCUCCGACGACUGGGUCGAGGUGCUCAACCUCCUCGCAAACUGCUCGUCGCGAACCGUGGUGUGAGUUGAGUGCUGUGUUCGGUUGGCUCCGGCUUGAUGAAGCUCCGUCGGGUUGGUCGAGCGCUGCGCCAAGCUAUACGCCGGCGAGCGCGCCAGCUGGCUGCCGUCGCCGCCCCGGACCGCUGAUUACGAUUUCACGGGUGACCUGCUUGGCCGAGUUGGCUGACCCCGCCAAAGCCACGAUGGUGCCGUACACAGGAAAUCGCGAUCCGCAUCAUCCGAACCGCCCAUGAGUUGGGCAUGACCACCGUCGCCAUCUACUCCAAGGAGGAUCGUUUCUCGGCCCAUCGCAACAAGGUAAUGUCUUUCUGGAACCCCCCUUCCGCCCCGGCAACGAUCGCCGUCGCCUCGGCAAGUUGGCUGGGGCAACCGGAGCUGAUAUCCGGUCAUUCCCCGCGCAAAUCAUCGUGCAGGCCGACGAGUCUUUCCUCGUCGGUGAAGGCCUUACCCCCGUCGCGGCUUACCUUGACUACAAGAACAUCAUCAAGGUCAGUAUAGCUUGUUCGCUCACAGGAUGGUGCAACCGGGCAGCGAGCCUCGGGAGCUCCCGUUCUCGUCGUCGGGAGCGGUCCGCUUGCUCCUGGAGAACGAAUAUGAUAGUAACUGACUUUGCGCGCUCGCCUCACCGCCCUUUCCACAACAUACAGAUUGCCGUAGAGCACAAUGUGACCAUGAUCCAUCCCGGAUACGGUUUCCUUUCAGAGAACGCCGAUUUCGCCAAGGCCGUUGAGGAUGCCGGCUUGCUCUUCGUGGGACCCCAGCCCAGCGUCAUUGACGGCCUCGGAGAUAAGAUCAAGGCCCGAACCUUGGGUGGGUCCCCAGCACUUCUCGACUAGCCUUCCGCUUACACGUUCGAGGAAAAUGAACUGUGAACCUCUCGCACACAUUCCCUGCAGCCAUUCAAAUUGGUGUCCCCGUCGUGCCCGGUACCCCCGGCGCCAUCUCGACUUACGAGGAGGCGAACGACUUCGUGGAAAAGUACGGUUUUCCCGUCAUCAUCAAGGCCGCAAUGGGUGGUGGAGGUCGAGGUAUGCGAGUCGUUCGUGCCGCCAAGGACUUCAAGGACGCCUUCGCGAUGGCGACCUCCGAGGCCAAAUCGGCAUUUGGUGACGGCACCGUCUUUGUCGAGCGCUUCCUCGAUAAGCCCAAGCACAUUGAGGCCCAGUUGAUCGGUGACUCCCAGGGCAACAUUGUGCACCUAUUCGAACGUGAUUGUUCCGUUCAACGUAGGCAUCAAAAGGUCGUCGAGCUCGCCCCCGCGAGCAACAUCUCGGAGGAGCUCCGAGCUCAACUCCUCGCCGACGCCGUCAAGAUCGCCAAGGCUGUCAAGUAUCGCAACGCCGGUACCUGCGAAUUUUUGGUCGACUCGAAGGGACAUUGCUUUAUCGAGAUCAACCGUGAGUUGCCCUCAGAUUUAUCUCACGCUGCAAUUCCGGACUUUGGAUAUUGACCUCACUCGCACUCUGUCCGCGUCGUCAUCCCCAGCCCGAAUUCAGGUCGAGCACACCAUUACCGAGGAAAUCACCGGUAUCGACAUCGUCGCCGCGCAAAUUCAGAUCGCCGCCGGUGCCUCGCUCCCCGAGCUCGGUCUCACGCAAGACACCAUCACCAAACGUGGGUACGCCAUUCAGUGCCGCAUCACGACCGAGGACCCGGCCGCCAACUUCCAGCCCGACACGGGCAAGAUCGAAGUGUACCGAUCAGCCGGCGGAAACGGUGUCCGUCUCGAUGCCUCAUCCGGAUUUGCUGGUGCGCAAAUCACCCCUCACUACGACUCCCUGCUCGUCAAGUGCACGGUCCGUGGUGCGACGUUCGAGAUCGCUCGCCGCAAGAUGCUCCGAGCGCUCGUCGAGUUCCGCAUCCGUGGUGUCAAAACCAACAUCCCCUUCUUGUUCCGUGUUCUGUCGCAUGAGUCCUUCAUCACCAACGACACGUGGACGACCUUCAUCGACGAUACGCCCCAGCUCUUCCAGCUCGUGACGUCGCAGAACCGUGCCCAAAAGUUCUUGGCCUACCUUGGCGACCUCGUCGUCAACGGCUCGACGAUCAAGGGCCAAAUGGGCGAGCCCGGCUUGAACGAAGAGAUCCCGAUCCCGGCCAUCAUCGACCCCAAGGACGAGACCAAGGCCCUCGACACGAGCGAGCCCUGCACGACCGGAUGGCGCAACAUCAUCGUCGAGCAAGGUCCCGAGGCCUUCGCUAAGGCCGUUCGCGCCUACCCCGGUGUCCUCAUCAUGGACACGACGUGGCGCGAUGCCCACCAGUCGCUCAUCGCGACUCGUUUGCGUACGGUCGACAUGGCCAACAUCGCCAAGGAGACCUCGCAUGCCCUGUCGAAUGCGUACGCCCUCGAGUGCUGGGGAGGUGCGACCUUUGACGUCGCGAUGCGAUUCUUGUACGAGGACCCGUGGGAGCGUCUGCGCUCGUUGCGCAAGCUCGUCCCCAAUAUCCCUUUCCAGGCCCUCGUCCGUGGUGCCAACGCUGUCGGGUACACCUCGUACCCCGACAACGCCAUCUACGAGUUCUCGCGCAAGGCCGUGGAGAACGGUCUCGAUAUUUUCCGUGUCUUUGACUCGCUCAACUACAUCGACAACAUGCGGCUCGGUAUCGACGCGGCCAAGAAGGCCGGUGGUGUUGUCGAAGCCGCCAUCUGCUACACGGGUGACGUUGCGAACCCGAAAAAGCACUCCAAGUACACGCUCGAGUACUACCUUCAAUUCGCCCAGGAGCUCGUCGACUGCGGCAUUCACGUGCUUGCCAUUAAGGAUGUAAGUUGCGACAUCUGCGAUGUUUCUUACCCGCGUGCCGACGUGACUGACCCCCGAGCUUUUGCUUGAAGAUGGCCGGUAUCCUCAAGCCCGAGGCCGCAACGAUCCUUGUUGGUGCGCUCCGAAAUAAAUUCCCCGACUUGCCGAUCCACGUCCACUCGCACGACACGGCCGGUAUUUCGGUUUCGUCGAUGCUCGCCUGCGCCGCCGCGGGUGCCGAUGUCGUUGACGUCGCCAUUGAUUCCAUGUCCGGCACGACCUCGCAGCCUUCGAUGGGUGCCGUCUGCUCGGCGCUCGAGCAAACAAACCUCGGCACCGGUAUCUCGCACGAGAACAUUCAGGCGCUUAACCUCUACUGGUCUUCGGUUCGCACGCUGUACAGCUGCUUCGACGCCAACGUCCGAGCGUCCGACUCGGGUGUGUUCGACCACGAAAUGCCCGGAGGACAAUACACGAACUUGAUGUUCCAAUCGACCCAACUCGGCUUGACCGGUAGAUGGAAAGAGGUUGUCAAGUCCUACAUCGAUGCCAACAUCCUGUGCGGUGACAUUGUCAAGGUUACCCCAUCGUCCAAGGUCGUCGGUGAUUUCGCCCAGUUCCUCGUCGCCAACAAGCUGACGCGACAGAACGUCAUCGACCAAGCCGACAAGCUCGACUUCCCCAAUUCGGUCGUCGAGUUCUUCCAGGGCUACCUCGGUCAGCCUACGGGCGGUUUCCCGGAACCGCUGAGGUCCAAGAUCAUUCGCGACAAGAAGCGCAUCGACGAGCGACCGGGCAAGGACAUGGAACCUUACGACUUUGAGGGCACGCGCGCCAAGCUCAUCGAGAAGUACGGCUCGACGAUCACGUCGACUGACGUCCUGUCAUACUGCAUGUACCCCAAGGUAUUCGAGGAGUUUAAGGAAUUCACGACCAAGUACGGUGACUUGUCGGUCCUGCCGACGCGUUUCUUCCUCGGCAAGCCCCCGGUCGGUGAGGAAAUUCACAUCCCUAUGGAGAAGGGCAAGACGCUCAUCGUCAAGCUGAUCGCCGUCUCGCCCGUCGACACCUCGUCGGGCACGCGCGACAUCCUGUUCGAGUUGAACGGUGAGCUGCGUGCGGUCCAGGUCGAGGACAGAAGUGCCGCGAUUGAGACCGUGCACCGCGAGAAGGCGACGAACGAGCCCGGAUCAGUUGGCUCGCCCAUGUCGGCCGUCGUCGUCGAGGUCCGAGUGCACGAGGGCCAGGAGGUCAAGGCCGGUGACCCUAUCUGCGUCCUUUCGGCGAUGAAGAUGGAGCAGAUCGUCUCGGCGCCCGUCAGCGGCAAGGUCCAACGCGUUUCCGUUCAACCGAGCGACAGUAUUGCCCAGGGUGACUUGGUCGCCGUUAUCCAACACUCGUAA